AUGGAGUACACGGCAAACACGUCGAAUCACCGCAGCCACCGCUCGGGGGCAUCUCACAGCUCAUACGGCAACGGCUCUCUCACGCCCGAGCAAAGUCAUCCGUCCCACUCGUUGUCCUUUCACGAGCAUCCCGACGGAAGCACGUACGGUUCACUGCCGUCGUCCGUCAUUGCGUCACCGAUGAUUGGCAACGGAUUCGACACCUUGCGGGCCCAUUCGCUGCCCGUGGCCUCACCCAACACGUUAUCCGAUUACACACAACUAAGCCCGGUGUCACCGACGGCGUAUUACGGAAGCCCAGACCGGGACAAUGAGCUGGACUCGCCGAGGAAGUCACCGGAAGACGGUCGUGCGUCCCGGAAGCGGUCUCAAUCGGGGCUCGACUAUCCGGUCUGCUGUUUGUACCCUGGAUGCAUGGCCAAGCCGUUCAGGCGGCGCGCCGACCUGGAUCGACACUACAAGCACCGGCACGCGCCCGAGUCGCAGAAGGUGUCGUUCAACUGCGACUAUCCCCGGUGCGCCCGUCAUCUGGAUCCAUUUCACAGGCUCGAUCACUUCCGCGACCAUCUACGAGACUUCCACAAGGAAGAAAUCGAGAAGCGAGGAGGCCCCGCACCCGAGGAGCGGUCCGGAAGCCGGCGGGCGUCCCCGACGUGGUGGCGAUGCUCCAAGUGCCUCAGGAGAGUCACGGUAGACCGUGGCGGCAAUGAGUGUCCCAACUGCACAAAAUCCAGCCAAGGCAAGCGAAGACAAUCACGGCGCAAAGACUGA
This is a messenger RNA of Drechmeria coniospora, 771 nucleotides long. RefSeq lists its product as uncharacterized. Bases 1 to 771 code for a protein of 256 amino acids. NCBI's taxonomy places the organism in Eukaryota, Fungi, Ascomycota, Sordariomycetes, Hypocreales, Ophiocordycipitaceae. The record is from RefSeq and is a predicted model, not a curated record. The transcript is spliced from 2 exons.